Messenger RNA from Linnemannia hyalina, 1052 nucleotides. Lineage: Eukaryota; Fungi; Mortierellomycota; Mortierellomycetes; Mortierellales; Mortierellaceae. The record is from the annotation of a GenBank genome assembly.
UCCUCCUGGCGCGAUUCAGGAUCGGAAUCGCCGCCCUACUCCUCUUCGUCAUAAUCCUCGACAUUACCUACUGGGUCCUCUACUUCAACGGCCUCUCCCCCAACGACAAAGCCACACGCACGCUCCUUACCCCAGAACGACUCAUCCUCGCCGACCAUAUUUUGCUCGUCCUUAUCAUUGGCUAUGCCGCCGUACCCCGGUUCCCCACAAAAGUGCCGCGCUAUGCCCGUGCCUUUGUGCUCUUUGUCCUGGCGGUCUAUAUGCUCUACUACCACCUGAACAACCUCUCUUCUCUCUUUGCGUCACGUGUCUUUCUCUGCAGCACCUCGUAUAUCAAGAACGCCUGUGGUGUUAAUCGUGUCAUCCAGAUCUUUGGCACAGUCGCUGGCUUCUUGAUCAUGUAUGAGAAUGCCUUGACCCUCAAAGAGACCGACCCUAGCCCGUCCACCAAAGCAGCGGCAGCAGGAGGGGCUGGAGGAACUGAAGGAACUGGAGGAGCACAGCCGAACCCUAACAUUGUCCCUUACAAUCCAGGGAUGCAGACCUUUAACCCGACCUAUCCGCAGCAGCAACAAUUCCAGCAGCAGCAGCAGCAGCUUGUAUACUAUCCUCAGCAACAGCAACCUUAUACACUGGCGCAGCAGCAACCUCUCCAGAACGCGACACAUAAGUUUGAGGCCCAAGGACAAGCACAACAGCAACAACAGUUCCAGCCACAACCACUUUACCAGCUGACCCCUCAACAACAGCAACAACAACUGUUCUACCAGCCCCUUCAACCUGGUCAACAACCAUUAAUACAGCAGCAGCAAAGCCCCUAUUCACAACAACAACAACAACAACAACAACAACAACAACAGACCGUAGCUGCUCAACCUAUGGUUCCUGGAUCGUUGGUCACGACAACUCCUCAGCCAGGCGGACAGGCUAUUGCCCCUUACACAAGCUCGGGUGGUGCCUCGGUUGCUGUCUCACCGGUGCUUCCUGUUGGAGGGUACUCGACUCCUUCACCCUCUGUCGGUCACCAGUCGCCUGUCCAUCCUCCUCAGUAA